Messenger RNA from Dendrobium catenatum, 3710 nucleotides. RefSeq names its product vacuolar sorting protein 18. Bases 255 to 2696 code for a protein of 813 amino acids. Lineage: Eukaryota; Viridiplantae; Streptophyta; Magnoliopsida; Asparagales; Orchidaceae. Gene Ontology annotation, biological process: organelle fusion; vacuole organization; vesicle-mediated transport. The transcript is spliced from 19 exons. The record is from RefSeq and is a predicted model, not a curated record. Gene Ontology annotation, molecular function: protein-macromolecule adaptor activity. Gene Ontology annotation, cellular component: endosome; HOPS complex.
AUAAUGGCGCCAGUGGUGAUCGCUAUAAACGGCUUCGACAAGUUCAUCAGCGUGUAGAAAAAGAAGACUUUGUGAGACUUAGCGGAUUAAGUUAAACCCGCCCAAUGCCAGGUAGGGAUUUAUUGCAAAAGGAGGCGAAACGGGAUUAAGAUCCGAAUUUAAUCUUGUCGUUUUUGGUUUUUGGUAGGAUUUAGGUAAAAUCCUGCUACCAAACUGCCCUCUAGGGUUCUGGUCGGCUCCGAUCAUUCGGCCAAAUGAACGCCGGCGGUCACGUCUUUUCUGUCGACCUGCUCGAGCGGAAUGGCGCCAAAGGCCACGGCUUUAUCACCUGCAUGGCCGCCGGCAAUGACGUCAUCCUUAUCGGCACUAGUAAGGGGUGGCUUAUCAGGCACGACUUCGGCGUUGGAGAUUCUUACGAUGUGGACUUAUCCGGCGGCCGUGGUGGCGAACAGCCUGUUCACCGCGUCUUCGUUGACCCUGGCGGCAGCCAUUGCAUUGCUAAUGUUCUUCACAGCGGCGGCACGGAGACUUAUUAUACGCACGCGAAGUGGGCUAGGCCUAGGGUUUUAAGUCGGCUGAAGGGCCUGGUAGUGAAUGCAGUUGCUUGGAAUCGGCAGCAGAUCACUGAGUCUUCAACUCGUGAAGUGAUUCUUGGAACCGAGAACGGGCAAAUGUAUGAGAUGUCAGUUGAUGAAGUGGACAAGAAGGAGAAGUAUAUAAAGUUUCUAUUUGAGCUAACUGAGCUUCCUGAAGCUAUCAUGGGCUUGCAGAUGGAAACUGCCUCCGUUGGCAAUGCUAUGAGAUAUUAUGUCAUGGCCGUCACACCAACACGUUUGUACUCGUUCACGGGCAUUGGAGCAUUAGAUACAGUGUUUGCUAGCUACUCAGAUCGUGCAGUGCACUUUAUGGAGCUUCCUGGAGAAAUCCCAAAUAGUGAACUGCAUUUCUUUAUCAUGCAGAGAAGGGCCAAACAUUUUGCUUGGCUUUCUGGUGCUGGAAUCUAUCACGGUGAACUGAACUUUGGUGCCCAGCAUAGUUCAAGUGGAGGAGAUGAGAAUUUUGUGGAAAACAAGGGUCUACUAAACUAUGAAAAACUGGGGGAAGCAAUGAAGCCGAGGUCUUUAGCAGUGUCUGAAUAUCAUUUUCUUCUUCUUAUUGGAGAAAAGGUCAAGGUUGUUAACAGAAUUAGUCAACAAAUUGUUGAGGAACUGAAAUUUGACCACGCACCAGAUUCGGUUUCAAAAGGCAUAAUUGGUUUAUGCAGUGAUGCCACUGCUGGACUGUUCUAUGCAUAUGAUGAUAGUUCUGUAUUCCAGGUGUCUACUCUAGAUGAAGGCCGAGACAUGUGGAAAGUUUACUUAGACACGAAGGAAUAUGCAGCUGCCUUAGCCAGUUGUCGGUCUCCAUUACAGAGAGAUCAAGUAUAUUUAAUGCAGGCUGAUGAUGCUUUUUCUUCAAAAGAAUACUUUAGAGCUGCAUCCUUCUAUGCCAAGGUGAACUAUAUUUUGUCAUUUGAAGAAAUCAGCCUAAAGUUUAUCAACAUUUCGGAGCAGGAUGCUCUGAGGACUUAUCUUCUAAGAAAGCUUGAUAAUCUCACUAGAGAUGAUAAGUGUCAAAUCACAAUGAUUUCAACAUGGAUUACCGAGCUGUACUUGGACAAGAUUAAUCGACUGCUAUUAGAAGAUGACCCAAUUUCACUUGGGAAUGCACCAUUAGGAAGCAGCAAUGCAGAGUAUCAGUCAAUUAUCAAAGAAUUUAGGGCCUUCCUUAGUGAUUCCAAGGACGUGUUAGAUGAGGCAACCACUAUGAAGCUUUUGGAGAGUUAUGGUAGAGUUGAGGAGCUAGUCUUCUUUGCUUCUCUGAAGGAGCAGUAUGAAAUCGUAAUUCAUCAUUACAUUCAGCAAGGGGAAACAAAGAAAGCACUUGAGGUACUUCGGAGACCUAACGUGCAUGUUGAUCUUCAGUACAAAUUUGCCCCUGAUCUAAUCAUGCUUGAUGCCUACGAGACUGUUGAAUCAUGGAUGACUACAAACAAGCUGAAUCCAAGGAAGUUAAUACCUGCAAUGAUGCGAUACACAAGUGAACCACAUGCCAAAAAUGAAACACAUGAGGUGAUCAAGUAUUUGGAAUACUCUGUCCAUCAUUUGCAUAAUGAAGAUCCUGGAAUCCACAACUUACUGCUUUCCUUGUAUGCAAAACAGGAAGAUGACAGUGCACUUUUGCGAUUUUUGCAAUGCAAGUUUGGCAAGGGGCAAGUUGAUGGGCCUGAGUUUUUCUACGAUCCCAAGUAUGCAUUACGUCUAUGCCUAAAGGAAAAAAGGAUGCGUGCUUGUGUUCAUAUCUAUAGUAUGAUGUCCAUGCAUGAAGAAGCUGUAGCUCUUGCUUUGCAGGUAGUUUUGUUAAUUGAAGUUUAUCGGCUAAUUUGUUUGGGUGAAAUAAAGAUAGUUUUACAAUGUGCUCAUUUCUUCUUUACUCUCCUGCUUAUUAAGUUUUUGAUGAGCCUCUAUGACCUUGUACUCCAACUACUUGUUUUCUACUCCCAGUUUGCAUCUAAAUUAUUUGUGAACUUAUUGUUAUAUUUUUCGGGCAUAAUUUCAUCCUGUUUCAAAAUUUAUCUUGUUGCAACAAACCAUCCUUGUGGUUAUUUAAGAGGGCGAAAUCAUUUAGUUAGUUCCUCAUUGAGAAAUAAUAAUUGAUUCACAGAAGUAGCAUAUGGAUGGGCAGAGGUUAUGUUAUUGUUCUUUUGUCGACUGAAUCUUUUGGUUAAAUGGUAUUUCUCUUUAGUAACUGAAUUUUUUGAAGAAUGGUGAACAGCAAUUGCAGGGCUUUGGCUUAGAGAAAUAGAUGAUGUUGGCCUAAAGAAGGUAAAACAACAAAAACAACGAAGUAAUGUUAGACGGAACAAUUGAGAGAAAUGUCAGAGUUUUGACUUGGAGUGUGGUAACUUGCUAUCUCACAUAGCUUGUGAAACAUUCAAGGGAGGGGCAUGCCUGCAAAAAGCCCUUUGGGAGAUGCAGAAGGUUAAUGGAUGGCAAGGACUCUCAAAGUCAUUUUCUCAUCCUCAAUCUUUAGUAUAUAAGAUCUAUUCAUAAUAGUUGGAGUGAAAAUUUACAAGUCUUUAAAAAGGUUGUCUUUUUACAUAACAACGGAAGAAAAAACUCAAGGAUUCAAAUGAAAAAGAUUAAGCUGCAAAGCUGACUAUUGAUGCAGAUUUUUGGUAUCAAUUUGAUGGUCACCAUUGACUCUUUUGGGGCAAGAUCAACUCGCUUUCAAAGAAUGAAAGGCCAAUUACUCCUUAAGAGGUUGGUGGGUGGAUGAAAAGAUGAUCACAUGAUAUCCAAGUAUUGUCUGAAGGUGGAAGACAUGCCAUUAUUCCAAGUAUUUUUUAGUGUCAGAUGGUGUCACACCCCAAAUCACCCCCCUGAAAUGUAGGGUGUAACAUAACAACAACAAUCAUGAAAUUAAAACUCAUCAUCAUUAAUCUAUAUAUUCAAUCCUCAUUUAGUUUAUUCCUCAAUAUAAGGAAGUAUCCCAAAAUAUCAGAUUUUAUUCAUCCCGGAAUAAUUACAGAGCCCUACUAACUCCAAAACGUUACAGUAAUAAACAGGCUACAUACCUCUGUUGUAGACUUAUAUACCAGUUACAGCACAAAGCAUAAAGUUUUUAAAAGUGACCUGAAGCUAUUCAACUUCUUCUUUAUCCUUGCCCUU